Molecule: messenger RNA, 405 nt
Organism: Funneliformis geosporum
Lineage: Eukaryota; Fungi; Glomeromycota; Glomeromycetes; Glomerales; Glomeraceae
Source: the annotation of a GenBank genome assembly
AUGCUUAAAAACAUCGAUUCCAAUAGAGAAAUUAAUGUUGGCGGCGGCAGCUAUACGAUUUCUUCUACCUUAUCAAUAAAUGAAAUCAUAAAUACUAAAGAACAUUCUUUCAUCUUUGAUCAAAAUACAAUAAUUAAAGAGAAUCGUAAUGAAAACGUUCAAAUAUCUCAAGAUGCUAUGUUUUCAACUUUUAUUCAUAUAACAGUUUCGAAUAAUACACAAGGCGUUAAUGACGAUCUUAUGGAGUAUUCGUUUCUACAUCCUUAUUUUCCCCAAGACGGAGUAAGUGGAAGUUCCUAUUCAGAAGGUGGCUCUUUGUUUGCUCUUGGACCAAUUCACGCAAAUCAUGGUUUUCCUGCCGGUGUUAUUGAUAGUUCUGAUAACAGUUCUACUAGCAUUACUCAA